AUGGCCUUAGCGGUGACAGUUUUAUUUGCUAUUCUCCUUCAUGGCUAUGUCACUUUGGCUUCUGAUCCUGAUCCAGUCCUUGACUUCUGCAUAGCCAAUGCAGAUUCUGCAACCAACAUGCCAUGCAAGAAUUCAUCACAUGCCACGGUAGAGGAUUUCAUAUUUUCUGGGAUUAAAUCUCAUGGAAAAUUCAGCGAAAUGGGGCUAGCAUCGAUUCCUGUCAACGUGAAUAACUUCCCAGGCCUAAACACACUAGGUAUGUCAUUUGUUCGUGCAGAUUUUGAAGCUGGUGGUGUCAAUGUGCCUCAUUUCCACCCAAGAGCAACAGAGGUUGCGUAUGUGCUUGAGGGGAAAAUUUAUUCAGGAUUCGUCGAUACACAGAACAAAGUUUUUGCUAAGGUGCUUGAAAAGGGUGAGGUCAUGGUGUUUCCAGAGGGGCUAGUACACUUCCAAAUGAAUGUUGGAGAUAAACCAGCAACCAUUCUGGGCAGUUUUAAUAGCCAAAAUCCUGGUUUGAUGAAGAUUCCAACUGCGGUUUUUGGAUGUAGAAUCAAAGACGAGCUUUUGGAGAAGGCUUUUGGAUUGAAGGAUAAGGAAAUCUCCAAGGUGAGGAAAAAGUUGCAUUUGUGUUAG
Dovyalis caffra is the source of this 633-nucleotide messenger RNA. Lineage: Eukaryota; Viridiplantae; Streptophyta; Magnoliopsida; Malpighiales; Salicaceae. The record is from the annotation of a GenBank genome assembly.